Messenger RNA from Gymnodraco acuticeps, 5008 nucleotides. It is a transcript of the gene elapor1, whose product is annotated as endosome-lysosome associated apoptosis and autophagy regulator 1. The record is from RefSeq and is a predicted model, not a curated record. Bases 46 to 2997 code for a protein of 983 amino acids. NCBI's taxonomy places the organism in Eukaryota, Metazoa, Chordata, Actinopteri, Perciformes, Bathydraconidae. The transcript has 22 exons. Gene Ontology annotation, cellular component: late endosome; lysosome; extracellular exosome. Gene Ontology annotation, biological process: autophagosome assembly; positive regulation of vacuole organization.
UCAACCCUGUGCUGCUCCAUCACUUCAGCACCGACACAGGCGACGAUGCAUCGAGGCCAGAUCCACCUGCGCUACCUUUUAAUAUGGCUGCCUUUUGCUUAUUGCACUACUACGGAUUUGCCCAUGUGCAAAGAGUCAGAUUAUCACUUUGAGUACACAGAGUGUGAUGUGCUCCAGGCUCGAUGGAGAGUGGCGGUUCCCAACAAAGCCGACAUUUGCACAGGCCUCCCCGAUCCAGUUAAAGGCACUCAGUGCACCUUCUCCUGUAGUGAGGGGGAGUUCCUUGACAUGCAGUCACAGCAGUGUAAGAAGUGCGCUCCAGGCACCUUUUCUCUGGGCACCGGCGUGGCCUUUGAUGAGUGGGACAGCCUGCCGUCUGGAUUUGUAACCCACGGGGUGACCACAAACAGCGGGGAUGACAAAACAGACUGUUCCAACUCGACCUGGAUAACGAAGGGUGAUUAUGUCGCCUCGAACACAGAUGAGUGCACUGCAACACUGUCCUAUGCUGUGAGCCUGAAGAAACCUGGAACUGUGACCUUUGAAUAUUUCUACCCUGACAACAGCAUUUACUUUGAGUUCUUUAUCCAGAAUGACCAGUGUCAGUCUACGGACUCUGAGAGUCGCUGGAUGAAGAUCUCUGACAGCGACUUUAGCAAAUACACGGUUGAGCUUAACAGCGGCAACAACGUGCUGUAUUGGAGAAGCACUGCGUAUGCUCUGCAGGGCAGUGCUGUCAAACCUGUGCAGUUAAGAAACAUCGCCAUCUCAGGGGUGGCCUACACAUCAGAGUGUUUCCAUUGUAAACCCGGCACCCACAGUGCCAAAGCAGGAUCUGCCCGCUGCGCCACCUGCCCUGCUGGAAGCUUCUCCAACAAGGGUGCCACCGUUUGCCACCAGUGUGAACAAGACAAAUAUGCAGAGCCUGGUUCAGGGAGCUGCAAACCAAGACCUGCGUGUACAAACAGUGACUACUUCUACACCCACACUCCCUGUGACUCUGAAGGAAAGACUCAGCUCAUGUACAAGUGGAUCGAGCCAAAGAUCUGCAAUGAAACUUUUGAUGGAGCGGUUGAUCUGCCCGCAUCAGGGGAGAAGCAAACCUGUCCUCCAUGUAACCCGGGUUUCUUUGUCACCAACUCCUCUACCUGUGAACCCUGCAACAAGGGUUUCUACUCAAACGGCGCAGCAUGCACUGAAUGCCCUGUUGGCACGGAGCCAGUGGAGGGUCUCGAGUACAAAUGGUGGAACACGAUGCCGAGCCACAUGAAAAGCUCCAUCUUCAAUCGAGAGUUCAGCGGCUCUGAACAAAGCACGGCAUGGGAGGUGGCUGGUGAGUACGUCUACACCACCCCCGGGGAUCAGGACUCAGACUACCUGACGCUCAUGCUCAAUGUCCCUGGAUACAGGCUGCCUCCAUCCAUGACCAAAGACAGUGAAAGGAGUGAACUUUCUCGCAUCACAUUCGUCUUUGAGACCAGGUGUACAGCGGACUGCAAAUUCUACUUCCUGGCGGGAUACUCCAGGUGGAAUAAUGAAGUAGUGGAGCAGUGGAAAGGCAGUAACGGCAAACAGUCAUACUCCUACCUGAUCCAGAGCAACAGCACCACCAGUUUCACCUGGACAUUUCAACGAACAGAGGAACUCAACGAGGAGAGGAAAUACAGCUCUGAUUCUGCGAAGAUCUUCUCCAUCCACAUCACCAAUGUGAUCGGGGGUGUGGCCUCUCAGUGCCGCCGCUGUGCGCUGAGCACCGCUGAUGCCGGCUCCGCCUGUGUCCCCUGCCCACCCGGACACUACAUGGUCAGUGGGACAGGAGUGUGUAAGAGCUGCCCGCCGAACACCUUCAUCAGGGCCGAUCACCCUGUUGGAGAGGCCGCUUGCAUUCAGUGUGGCCCAAACACACAGAGAAACAAGGCCCACACAGCUUGUCUCAGUGACUGCACACUGGACGUGAAGACAGGAGGGGGCGUUCUGCUGCACUAUGACUUCUCUCCGCUGUCCAAUGUCACUGCCUUCCACAGCAGCCCCCGCUUCACCAGCAAAGGCCUCCGAUAUUUCCACAGCUUCAAUUUGGCUCUGUGUGGAAAAGAGGGCAGAGUGCCGGCUAUCUGUGUGGACAAUGUGACAGAGAGCGGGAGAGAGGUCAAAGGUUACAUCUGUCAAUCCACUGUGGUUCCCUCGGAAAUCAGGAGUCAGAGCGUGGUGUCCACCCAGCCUUUCAUCAUUGGUGACUCACUCAUCGGUGUGACCACCAAGACCACAGUGAGCCGAAUUUCAUCUUCAAAAUGGCUGUUUCCCUCUGCGUCCAGUCUACCUGACGUCAUCUUCUAUUACAAGUCCAGUGAGACGACUCAGGCUUGUAAAGAAGGCAGGUCAGCCACCAUCAGACUGAGAUGCAAUCCCACAGUGACGGCUGAAGACCACAUCAUGCUGCCGAGUAACUGUUCAGAGGGGACAUGUGAUGGUUGUUCUUUCAACCUCCUGUGGGAGAGCCAGCAUGCAUGUCCACUCUGCACCAAGGAACACUACAGAGCGAUCGUCAGUGCUUGCACCCAGGGAAUACAGAGAACCACCUAUGUGUGGCAGCAACCGUUGCAGUGUUACGGCGGAGAGUCACUGCCAGCUCAAAAAGUCAGUGCUUGUGUGUCUCUGGACUUCUGGCUCAAGUUUGGUGUUUCCACGGGAACGAUCGCCGCUAUGCUGCUCAUCUCUAUCAGCUGCUAUUUCUGGAAGAAGACACGCAAGUUGCAGUUUAAGUAUUCAAAGCUGAUGAUGAGCUCCGGGGGUAAGGAGUGUGAGCUGCCCACUGCAGAGAGCUGUGCAAUAAUGGAGGGAGAUGAUGCAGAAGACGACCUCAUGGACCUCACCAACAAAUCCUUCUUCACUAAAAUUAGGUCCUUCUCACGAGAGAGGACUUCAGAUGGAUUUGACUCUGUGCCACUUAAAUCAUCUUCACGCUAUCUAAGAGACGAUGAAGACUCUGAUGAGGCUUAAUACAGAGGAAGAACAGAUACUUCAGGUUGUUAAGGAAGUGUUAAACGUAAGACUUAAGCACCGGAGUACCACAAGGUUCAAUACUUGGUCCACUUCUUUUUUCCCUAUAUAUUAAUGACCUGCCAUCUGUCUGUCCUGAUGUGGAAACACAGCUAUAUGCCGAUGACACUGUGAUAUAUGUGCAUGCCAACACAAAGCAAAAGGCUGCUGAUAAACUGACCUCAGCUUUAGUGCUGAUCACUAGCUGGCUACACCGCUCCUGUCUUCAGCUUAAUGUCAACAAAACAGUUGGAAUGUUUUUCACAAAAAGAAAAUGCAACAUUGUGUCAAAUAUAAGCAUCUCAGGUGAAAAUAUUAACAUUGUGCCUCAGGUUAAGUACCUUGGAAUCAUUAUUGACUCUAAUUUAACAUUCAGAACACAAGUCAAAAAAGUGACCCAAAGAGUCAAGUUUAGCCUAGCAAAUUUUAAUACAUAAGAAACACAAUGACAUUGAAUUCUGCCAAAUUAUACAUGAAUGCCAUGAUCAUGUCACAUCUUACAUACUGUCUCACAAGCUGGGGUCAAACUAACAGCUCCACACUGAAGCCACUAGCAACCCUGUACAAGCAAACCCUCAAAGUACUGGACCAGAAACCUAACCGCUCCAAUCACUGUACCAUCCUCAACAAGCAUAACGUCCUGAGUUGGGAAGAUUUAAUAAAGUAUAGGAACAUCGUUCUGGUUUACAAAAUCCUGCACAAUACAGCCCCUCCACCUCUUAGCUCAUUGGUUACUCAACGUAACAACACCAGACUGACCACGAGAAGCUCCACACGUGGCGACCUAUCAGUCCCAUUCAGGAAGAGUACUUUUGGUCAGUCAUCAUUCUCGGUCACAGCAAUACAAAACUGGAACUCUCUACCCACUCAAAUCAAAGACAUACAGAUACAUACCACCUUCACAGCUCACUUAAAAACAUGGUUCACUGAGAACUACACCUGCACACACUAGUCUGUGUUAAGUAUGGCGUGAGUGUUACAUGUUGUGUUACAUGUUGUGAUCAUGGAUGUUGCCCCUCGUUUCUGUGAUGUGAUGUGCUAUAUGUGACAUGUACUGUAUAUAGUAACGUAUGUUGUUUAUUGUUCUCUUUUAUCCUCUUUCCUCCUUUUUAUUUUAUAUAUUUUCUUAUAACUAAUGCUGUUGAUAUAUUGUAAUUUUAAGGGUGUCUAUUACCAUCUGGCCGGCGACAACAGCUGGAAAUUAGCCAUGUCGGCUAAAGCUGCACCAUUUACUGUUUUUGUGACAGUUCAUCGAUGGGGACUGUCCACGACACUAUAAAUAAAUAAACUAAACUAAACUAAGAUAAAAUCUUCAACGGACGAAGUCACAGAAAAUAAUGAUGUGCUUUUGAAACCAUUUUAUUUAUUACAAACAACAUAGCCUUACUGAAGGAGUUUUAAAGAGCAACACUUUUAUUUAGUAUUAUUUGCCAUAUGUUCGGUUGCCAAAUCUCAUAUUGCAGUACAAAGUCUCCAUAUUGGGGAUAUUCAGUUUCAAAGCCCAAUGUUCUAUUUUAAAAUGACAUAAGAACCAAACUGUGGAUGAUGUGUAAGAGUGUACAUUUUACAUAACUGUGAGUGUGAAUUUAUUUUGUUUCUAUUUUAUAAUUUCUUUUAUAAGACGAGCCAAGUUGAGUCUUUAAAUGUUUUUAUGGCAAUAUGCAAAUUAAAUUCGUUUUUGAUAUCAUUUUCUGCUAAAUCUAAGGUUAUGUUUUAAUCUUGCUUUAAUGUGAAGUGAAGCUAUUUCUACAAUAAAAACUGCUGUUAUUACUUUGUAUUUUCAAAUGUCUUUCAAGUGCCUGUGAAGGAAGAAAAAAAUCUCCCUAUAUAUAACAAGUAUUUUCUGUGGUUAUUGGUUUAGAAAUACAAGAAGUGAAUUGUAACACAUGCACAUGUAAUACAUGUCACAUAUCUAAUCAAAUAUUGUGAAUCUACUUGUCAUAACAUUGAAAUAAAAAAGGGCAAACAGAAA